UUGGUUUAUUCGUGUCGUUCUUGUUCCGAAAAAUUGCAUUCGGCACGAGAUGUCACACAGAAGGAACACUCUCGUCGUGGAUUUCAGUGUCCUGCCAAAGCGACCGCCGUUGGACCAGGUCAAGGAGUUUCUCGAGGAAGAUAUAAAGAUUGACAUGGCAGAUGUUAAAACUAUCCAGUUACACAACCUCAAAAACUGCGUGUAUAUUGAAAUGCACGACUCCGGCGUAGCCCCACGACUACAAAAACAACACCAUCUCAAACACUCGUUUGAACAUCUCGGUGUACACUACUAUAUACCAGUUUACGUUGAUGGUCCCGAUACCACCAUCAGGAUCCACGAUCUCCCGCCGCGAAUGGCCAAUAAAAUCAUAUCCGAUCAUAUUGAGCAAUAUGGCAAAGUCAUCUCUAUCCACAACGAAGUAUGGAAAAAUUUCUUCCCAGGAGUGCCGAAUGGUGUGAGAGUAGUACGUAUUAGGCUGGAGAAAACAAUACCAUCACACAUCGUAGUGGACAAUCAUACGACACUUGUGACCUACCGCAAAGAAGCUAAUGCUCCAACCACCGUGACUUCUCAUACGCCAGCAAAAUUGAACGAUGUCGACACACAGACCAACAGCGCUAAAAACGUAACUCCAGUGGCAGUCUCAACUGGAGCCAGCGAGGCCUAUAAUAACGACAACGAUGACGAUAACUUGAUAAGAGAAAUCGAAAACGAAAUUGCAGAGAAGAGGCGGCUGUCAACGAGUACGAGUGAAACAAGCAGCAGCGUAGGGCAUGACGCAAAACGUUCGUACUGCCACGGGUACUACGAAACUGGCGGAUAUAAAUGUAUAGAAGAUAUUCACUUGAUGUUGGGACUUGAUUUUUGGGGCAACGGUAAAGACCAUAGGAUCACAAUCAGAGUUAGAAGAAAAUUGAAAUGGGUCGUUAUGGCUGCAUAG
Molecule: messenger RNA, 943 nt
Organism: Armigeres subalbatus
Lineage: Eukaryota; Metazoa; Arthropoda; Insecta; Diptera; Culicidae
Exons: 3
Coding region: 50-943 (297 amino acids)
Source: RefSeq, a predicted model, not a curated record